UUCCACCUCUAAUCAAAGAUAGCUUUUCUAUGCGCAUUCUAUGGAUUCAACCAUGUGAUGCCAAUUGUUCGAAAGUGGGUAAAAGGACCUAUGUGGAUGCAUUUCCUUAUCGGUGCACCACCUGUAAUAGUGUUCUCUUCAGCCUGUGCUGGUUUAGCAGGUGGUGCUGUUCCAGCGCUAGCCCAACUUGCUUCAUCUUCUUACCAUGCAGCAGUGUCAUCUCCAUCUCUACCUCCUCAUUCACAGGAUCAAAAGAUGCAUGGCUCCAGAAAUUCCUCUACUUUGUGAGAGACACACAACACGUAUACAUGCAGAGGUGUGGAUACAGAGAUCUACUUAUGGAUAUGCUUGCUACUGUGCUCACCGUGCACAAGAGGCUUUAUAAGCUUUGAUGACAUGCUAUAGGCUAUAGGCAAAUUAGUAUCAGUUCAUUAUGUAAUUCUUUGCUGUUGAUAUCUACUUAUUUAUAUUAUCUGCAGUUUGUAAUGUGAUGAAAUUUGCAUUUCCAAGUUUUGAUCCAUGUAAAUUGCAAUCGGCUUGCACUGCUUUAACUCUCUA
This is a messenger RNA of Hevea brasiliensis (rubber tree), 558 nucleotides long. RefSeq lists its product as uncharacterized. The coding region runs from base 30 to 392 and encodes 120 amino acids. The transcript is spliced from 5 exons. The record is from RefSeq and is a predicted model, not a curated record. Lineage: Eukaryota; Viridiplantae; Streptophyta; Magnoliopsida; Malpighiales; Euphorbiaceae.